CCGGGGCCGGGGCCAUCCCCUGCUGGUGCACCAGGCAGGGCAGGAGCCAUGCCCAGCCCUGCCCACACACAAUGGCCAGCCGGCAGCAGCCAGCCCCAGGUGUCCCCAGCUUCCCCUGCUGCCCCCACACAGCUCUCCGUCCUGGAAUGGGAGCUGGGGUCCCCUCAGCCCCACAGCCCUGCAUCGGGCACCAGAGAGGUUUGCCACCCUGCCCAUGGGCAGUUUGAGGAGGAGGAGGAGGAGCUGCAGGCCAUCUGGAAUGGGGCAGACGACCAGCAGGCUCCCAGCAUACCAGCAGGCAGCCAUGCCCACCGCCAACCAGGGAGCAGGGCAGGCAGCAUACCCAGCCCUGACACCACUGCCGGUGGGCCCCUCAUCCUCUCGUCAGCCAGCAACAUACUAGUGGCCAAGUUCACCCUUCCCACCACUGCCCGGCUCCUCCACAGCCCUUCACGAGAGAAGAGCCCUGGCGCAGGGCACAGCAGUGGUGGCACUCCCAGCAGGCACGGGAUGUCCCCCCACUCAGAGGAGCUGGUGUCCACCACAGCCUCCUUGGAUGGCCCCAGCGCCUGGGAUCUGCGGAGAUGUGGGGAAGAGGAGAGGGAGGGCAGCAAGGUCCCUCCCGGUAAAACGGAGUUUCAGAUGAUGGAGGGCACACUGGAAAGGAAGCACGUGUUGCAGACAGGAGGGAGGAAGGCCAGCUGCCGGGCCUGGAGCCUCUUCCACGCCGUGCUGAUGAGGCAGACCCUGUGCUUCUACCAGGACCGCAGGGACAGCCUGAAGAGUUCCGUGGUGGCCCUUCCCCUGAACCUCGCCGGGGCAGUCUGCACCCCGGAUGCCGAGUACACAAAGAAGACCAACUGCUUCAGGCUUCAGCUGCAGGAUGGCUCCGAGUACCUCCUGAGGGCUCCCUCCCAGCCCCUCAUGAACGAAUGGGUCUCCAAGCUGCAGCAAAACUCAGGUUUCCCCGAAGUGGAUUACUUCCAGGUGGCAGCACAGCAUGUCGAGGGCACUGGCGGUGCUGGGGGUUUCAGCAAGGUCCCCAGCCCUGGGAGCUCCCACCUCCAGGGGCAGCAUCUGAUCACGACCACCAAGAGCCAGGAGAUCGUGGUGCUUCCCUGCUCCAACGCUUGGCUGCAGCGGGCUCUGGGCAGCCAGGAUGGCACAGCCAACGGGACUGUGGCAGCAGCAGAGGAUGCUUACGUGUCCAGGCACAGGGAGCAGCAGUGGUCACCCAGAGGGUCCCCGGGGUUGUGGGACAACAGCUGCCAAGAUGACGACUACGGGCUGGUGGCCAACAAGAGGAGGUCCUACUCCUUCACCUCAGCCACCUACCAGAGGAUCACUCCAGUGGCUGUGCCCAAGGAACCCAUGGAGGCUGGGAGCAGCUACUCGGUCACACUGUACAUUGGGGAGCAAGGACCCGCUGUGCCCCGAGCACGCUGCCACUCCUUCGUGGCCCGGCCAGGGACCCCACAGGACACACUGGGGGAGAAGACCCCCAGCCCCCCUCGCCCCAAGAACAAAUCCGUCUUCAAGAAGUUCUUUGGGAAGAAGGAGUGAGCCCCAGCCAACGGGGAGAAAAGCCCUAGCCUGCCCUUGAUCCUCCUGGGUGCCAUCCCAGCAUGGUCUCUGCUCCCAGCACCAGCUCACCGCCUCCCCAGGGGAGAGAGGCUGCGGUGAGCAGCUCUGCUCCAGCCGC
This is a messenger RNA of Neopsephotus bourkii (Bourke's parrot), 1702 nucleotides long. Its product is annotated as spectrin beta chain, non-erythrocytic 4-like. The record is from RefSeq and is a predicted model, not a curated record. Gene Ontology annotation, molecular function: phospholipid binding; actin filament binding. Lineage: Eukaryota; Metazoa; Chordata; Aves; Psittaciformes; Psittacidae. The transcript is spliced from 9 exons. Gene Ontology annotation, cellular component: cell junction; cortical actin cytoskeleton; Z disc. Gene Ontology annotation, biological process: muscle cell development; actin cytoskeleton organization. The coding region runs from base 49 to 1563 and encodes 504 amino acids.